Messenger RNA from Aspergillus campestris IBT 28561, 534 nucleotides. RefSeq lists its product as uncharacterized. The record is from RefSeq and is a predicted model, not a curated record. The coding region runs from base 1 to 534 and encodes 177 amino acids. NCBI's taxonomy places the organism in Eukaryota, Fungi, Ascomycota, Eurotiomycetes, Eurotiales, Aspergillaceae. The transcript has 10 exons.
AUGUAUAUCCUAACUCGGCCUAUAUCAAGCCACUUAUAUGAUAGUGUCAUCUUUUUCCUUGCACUGGUAUCUGGGAUGACCCAUAGUGAAGUAGAUACUAAACUAAAACCCCGUACAACCGCCUCACUCACUCCGUCCGUUCGCCAUGUCGUGCCGGGUCGUGUCGUGUCGCGCACCCCUCGACCCGGUGCGGUGCACGACUUAUGGCUGCGAUUUUGUAGUAGGUGGAAAACCGAGGAUGCAGGAUUGGCGGAUGUGGAUAUAUCAUAUGGAGGUGUCCUCGUGGAAAACGCAAUAGAUAGAUAUAUCAGCAAAACAGGUAGGUAUGUAGGUAUGAACCUGCAAAGCACGUAUGGCACGAGAAUCCAUAAAGCGGACGGAACUGCACGAGCGGAAUUUGACAGACAGGUUGCACGGCAGAGGGCAGCGUCUGCAGGGGAGGAAGUCUGUUUCUGUUGGGAUAGGUAUGAUGUGUGGUGGAGUGGAGUGGAUUGGGAACCUCGGGAGAGGAUUGAGACCAACACAAUAGCCUAG